UACUUUUCUUAAUUCGAGCGCGAGGUGGUAGCACGGUGUAAGUUUUUCUGCCAAGUAUACUACACAUUAAACAUGAACAUUCAUAUACUAACAUUUUAUUUCAUUCUGAGUAAAGGAACACUAAAAAAAGCAACGCGGUAGGUUUGAGAAGAGUACACAAUGCACCAAAUGGAUAAGAGACAUCCCUCCCUCUGAUAUAAAACAGUUGAUAUUGACAGCUCUCGUCUUGAUCCGGGAUAACCUCUUGGUCCAAUCGACUACCAAUUCUUGUCACGUCUAUACUCGACGAUUGCCAAAACAUUUUGAAAGAAUGGCAUGUCUUUUGUUGAAUCAGGAAAAUGUGCACAUUAAAAUUCCAUCAGCUGACACUGUCGAAGGUAUUACUUAUUAUUGCAUCGAGGUUAGGAUUGCUUCAAUCAAAUGGACUGUGAAGCACAGAUACAAUGAUUUUGCUGAACUUCACGAUAAACUUGUCUUAGAGAAUUAUGUUAAGAAAGAUAUAUUGCCACCAAAGAAGCUUAUUGGAAAUAAAUGUGAAGCUUUUGUAGAAAAGCGUAGAUUAAGCUUAGAAAUUUAUUUAAAUGAAGUAUACAACUAUUUGAAAAAAGCAAUGCCUAGAGAAUUAGCUGUAUUUCUUGAUAUGCAUAUAUAUGAUAUAUUUUUCCUACUACAGAGUAUGGCUUUAGAAUUUUUUAUAGAAGGAAAUAGUUUAUUACAGAAGUCCAAGAGUCACAAAUUUAAUCCAGUUCAGCUAUAUGCAAUCAGUGAGAGAUUAAAACAACCUUGUCCACCAAUCGAAGUGGUUGAUAAAAAAUAUGAUUUCAGUCAUGUCUUGGACUUUAAUUCUCAUUUAACUGGUCUGAUCAUUGAAGGAAGUUCAGAACCUUAUAGAACCAGCAAUAUUUAUUCAUCAGCAUUGUCCAUUGAAUUAACAAGUUUCAAGAACAUAGAGAAUCUAACCAUUAAUCAAUAUCCAAUGGACAAGAUAUAUCAUAUGGGCAAUCUUCGAGAUACAGUGAAAUAUUUAAAAGUGAACAAUACAAAGCUUAGAAAUAUCGUUGAAUUAGCAAUGUGCGAAGAAGUACAUAAAACAAUUGAAAACGCGAACGAUUCCCAUAUUUGGUUUAAAGUCACUCAUCUAGAUCUUAGUGAUAAUCGAAUAGAAGUUAUAGAUGAAGCAAUUAAAUUAUUACCACAAAUAGAAUGUUUAACAUUAAAUAAUAAUCUACUCUCUGAAAUUUCUAACAUCACUUUAUUACCGAGAUUGUCUCAAUUGUAUUUAGCAUCGAAUAAUUUCACAACUUUACCCGAUGAUUUGCAUACGAAACUUGGUUAUAUAGUGUAUAUCGAUUUGUCUCAAAACAAAUUAACUUCAUUAUCGAGUUUCUCAAAAUUGUAUUCAUUAGAAGGUCUAGACGUAAGUUGCAAUCGUAUCGAAAAGAUCGAAGAGGUAAAGAAUAUUGGUCAUUUACCUUGUUUGGAAAAUUUAAGAUUAACUGGCAAUCCAGUGUCAACAAUUGUCGAUUAUAGAGUAAAAGUAUUAGAACCGUUUGGAAAAAGAGCGGCAGAUAUUUGUUUAGAUAAUGAAAAACCAAAUCAAAAGGAAUUAGAUACUGUUUCUGUUCAUCAAGCAUUACGCAUUGCAAGAGAAGGAAAAUCACCUACAUUCACAGCUUCAGAUGCACCUUUAUUUUCUGCAGAGAUUCCAAAUAUAUAGAAUUGCAUAAAUUACAAUUUCAUUUCAAAAGA
Apis mellifera (honey bee) is the source of this 1749-nucleotide messenger RNA. RefSeq names its product nischarin. The transcript is spliced from 3 exons. Gene Ontology annotation, cellular component: cytoplasm. Gene Ontology annotation, molecular function: integrin binding; protein kinase binding; phosphatidylinositol binding. Bases 311 to 1717 code for a protein of 468 amino acids. The record is from RefSeq and is a predicted model, not a curated record. Lineage: Eukaryota; Metazoa; Arthropoda; Insecta; Hymenoptera; Apidae.